Molecule: messenger RNA, 797 nt
Organism: Anopheles maculipalpis
Lineage: Eukaryota; Metazoa; Arthropoda; Insecta; Diptera; Culicidae
Product: pyridoxine/pyridoxamine 5'-phosphate oxidase-like
Exons: 4
Coding region: 66-791 (241 amino acids)
Biological process (GO): pyridoxal 5'-phosphate biosynthetic process; pyridoxine biosynthetic process
Molecular function (GO): pyridoxamine phosphate oxidase activity; FMN binding
Source: RefSeq, a predicted model, not a curated record
AAGAAAACAUAAAGUGUAAAACAAAUCGAAACUAACAGUUGUUUAUUCGUGCUGCUCCAUUAUCUAUGAGAUUAACGUUAUUCCGAAGAAUGUCCUUCGUAGAUCUUGCAUCACUCAGAAUCAAGUACAAAUCGGAGAAGGAGAUCUUUCUAGAAUCCAGCAUUGAACGAAAGGAACCGAUAAGCCUAUUUCGCAAGUGGAUGCAAGAUGCCUGCGAAACUCCAGAGAUCAUCGAACCGAACGCUAUGUGCUUGGCAACAGCAACAAAGGAUGCUGUCCCAUCGGCACGCUUCGUACUGUUGAAAGAUGUUACCGAUGAGGGAUUUACCUUCUUCACCAACUAUGAAAGCCGCAAAGCGGACGAGCUGGCAGAAAACCCGCACGUUGCGCUCGCGUUCUACUGGCUACCGUUGAGACGCUCGGUCCGGAUCGAAGGCAAGGCGGAGCGCAUAUCACGCGAAGCAUCGGAAACAUACUUUCACCAGCGUCCACGGGCAAGCCAAAUCGGUGCGCUGGCAAGCCCACAGAGCAAACCGAUACCGAGCCGAGAGUUUCUAGAUCAAAAGGAAAGAGGCAUUAAGGAGGAGCUCGGACCGGACGGUGUUGUGCCAUUGCCCAACUGGGGUGGGUAUCUCGUUCGUCCGAAGUCGAUCGAAUUUUGGCAAGGACAAACCAACCGUCUACACGAUCGCAUCCGAUUCCGCAAAGAGCUCGGCGCAAAUGAAGCGGUCGAUGGUAUAUUGCUUCAUGCAGGAGAGGAAGGAUGGGUGUAUGAGCGAUUAGCACCAUAAACUAAU